AUGACACCAAGCACUGACAGUCUGUCGCAGACAGGCUCUACGACUACGAUUGUUAGACCUCGGAAACAUAGGCCAAUUCAGGCUACAGAACUCACAACCAAAGACCAGACCUUGACCGAUGCAGACGUUUGGGGCCGCGCAGGACUUGGACGGUCGUGGCUGCGUUCUCUUGUUGGAGCUUCGCCGCUGUUUCUUGCGCCAAUUGGAUCGAUAUCCAUCUUCAUUACGCUCGCCCAAUACGAAGGAUCAUUCUCACUUUUUACAGCAGCAGUGAAAGAGCACGGCUUCUGGAAUAUCUGCGCGCAGUAUGGGCCUCAAAUUACCUUCAAGGGUAUUGCGGCAGUGAUAUUCUGGCUUGCCGUUCAGGCAGUUUUGUACAUCUUUCUCCCCGGUGAAAACCACCAGGGACAGCUUACACCGGCUGGAUAUCUUCUCGACUACAAGAUCAAUGGUCUCUCAGCCUGGAUCGUGACGCAUCUCCUGUAUGGCGGCCUCAGCUGGUUGGGGAUUUUGGAUCCUGGUUUCAUACCCCGCAACUGGAGCACUUUGAUUGGGGCUAUGAACUUGGCUGGCUUCGUUAUCUCGGCACUUGCUUUUGUCAAAGCAUACGUGGUGCCAUGUCAUCCAGAGGAUAGAAAGUUCAGUGGAUCCGCUUUAUAUGACUUUUUUAUGGGAAUUGAGUUGAAUCCACGACUGGGCGAUAAAUUUGACCUCAAGCUGUUUAGCAAUGGUCGUGCUGGAAUGAUGGUGUGGACUUUGAUAGACUUCUCCAAUAUGGCUUAUCAGUACCAAAAUCAGGGGUACAUUGAGCCAUCACUGAUUCUUGUGACAGCACUCCAGACACUAUACGUGCUGGAUUUCUUCAUCAAUGAAUCAUGGUACCUUCGAACGAUCGACAUUGCUCAUGAUCACUUUGGCAUGUAUUUGAUAUGGGGCUGCUUUUGCUUUCUACCGACAACAUACACGAUACAAGGACAAUAUCUUGGUCUUUACCCAUCAUCAGCCUCAACGCCCUACCUUGCAUUCUUCUUUACCCUCGGAGUAGCUGGCUACGUGCUCUUCCGCGUUGUCAAUCACCAAAAAGACAUGGUCCGACGAACAGGGGGAAAAUGCACCAUCUGGGGUAAGCCGGCUGAGUGCAUCUCAGCACGCUUCCGAACAUCGGACGGCAGACAGCACACGAGCUUGUUGCUCUGCAGCGGUUUCUGGGGCUGGUCCCGGCAUGCAAACUAUGUCGGGGACUUGUUACUCAGUUUUAGCAUGCUAUGCCAGGUCGUGUCUGUCGACGCAGAUAAAAAGACAUGUGUAGUAGAGCCCAACGUACCAAUGGAUCGGUUGGUCGAGGCAACAAUGCCAUACGGUCUCAUACCUCCAGUCGUGAUGGAAUUCCCUGGAAUCACAGCAGGCGGCGGUUACUCGGGAACAUCAGGAGAAAGCAGUUCUUUCCGACAUGGGUUCUUCAACGAGACGAUCAACUUUGUGGAGAUGGUUCUCGGUAAUGGAGAUAUCGUGAGAGCUUCGCCUGAAGAGCGAGGAGAUUUGUUCUACGGUGCUGCAGGUGCAGCGGGUACCUUGGGCGUUACAACAUUACUCGAAGUCCGACUUGUCGAGGCUCGGAAAUUCGUGAAAACAACCUAUCACCGAGUUGACAGUGUCGCCACCGCAGUAUCUGAGAUACGAAGAUACUGUGGGUUUUCUAAUAUUGACUACAUCGAUGGAAUUCUCUUUUCAAAAGCCCAUGGCGUCGUAAUAACAGGACAACUUACCGACUUCAAACCUCCUGAGUCUCAUCUUGUCACAUUCAGCAAUGCUGUCGAUCCCUGGUUCUAUCUACACGUACAAGAGAAGACAAAAGAUCUUCCGCCAACUUCUUCUAUCACUGAGUACCUCCCACUCGGCGAAUAUCUCUUUCGUUACGACAGAGCUGCCUUUUGGGUAGGCCGCCAAGGCUAUACUUACUUCAAGUUUAUACCAUUUAAUCGCUUCUUUCGCUGGCUUUUGGACGACUAUUCCCAUACUAGGACAUUGUACCACGCACUUCAUGCCAGUCGUAUUUCGGAACAAUUUGUCGUUCAAGACCUGGCACUCCCGUACGACACGGCUGAGAAGUUCAUUGACUGGGUUGAUUCUGAAUUCUGCAUCUGGCCUUUGUGGUUGUGUCCGCUUAAAGAAGUCAGGGUGCCCUCCUUUCAUCCCGUCACUAUCCGCACGAUAACGCCCGAGGUUGGUGAUGAUGAAGCCGACGUGUCACAGCCCAUGCUCAACAUCGGUGUAUGGGGUUGGGGCCCAAGAAAUGCCGUAGAAUUCAAGGCCAAAAACCGCGACCUGGAGAGGAAGUUGGCCGAUUUGAGAGGCCGAAAAUGGCUUUAUGCUCAUGCAUACUACACAGAGGAGCAGUUCUGGGAAUUGUACGACCGUUCCUGGUAUCAGAAUUUGAGGGAGCGUUACUUUGCAACGACCCUCCCAACAGUUUACGACAAAGUCAAACAAACUGAUGGGGGACCAGAUGGCCAGAAUGCUGGCGGGAGAUGGAAUUGGGAAUCUAUAUGGAAUAGAUGGCCAUUUGGGGGCCUUUAUGGAAUGUUGAUGGCAUUUAAUUCCGGGGAUAUCAGUCUUCAUAGGAGGGCGACCUGGAAGUAUAAGAGCGAAUAG
Fusarium poae is the source of this 2652-nucleotide messenger RNA. RefSeq lists its product as uncharacterized. The transcript has 4 exons. NCBI's taxonomy places the organism in Eukaryota, Fungi, Ascomycota, Sordariomycetes, Hypocreales, Nectriaceae. Gene Ontology annotation, biological process: sterol biosynthetic process. The record is from RefSeq and is a predicted model, not a curated record. The coding region runs from base 1 to 2652 and encodes 883 amino acids. Gene Ontology annotation, cellular component: cytoplasm; membrane. Gene Ontology annotation, molecular function: FAD binding; Delta24(24-1) sterol reductase activity.